Alternaria incomplexa is the source of this 1047-nucleotide messenger RNA. RefSeq lists its product as uncharacterized. The record is from RefSeq and is a predicted model, not a curated record. NCBI's taxonomy places the organism in Eukaryota, Fungi, Ascomycota, Dothideomycetes, Pleosporales, Pleosporaceae. Gene Ontology annotation, biological process: fatty acid biosynthetic process. Gene Ontology annotation, molecular function: [acyl-carrier-protein] S-malonyltransferase activity. Gene Ontology annotation, cellular component: mitochondrion. The coding region runs from base 1 to 1047 and encodes 348 amino acids. The transcript has a single exon.
AUGUGCACACCGUGGCUGCAAGCCUUCCCCCAGACCGCGAAACCCAUCCUCGAGGAGAUUGACGAGACCCUUCAACUCCCCCUUACCAAGACAAUCGAGUCCGGCACGAAUGCCGAACUCACACGAACCGAGAACGCGCAACCGGCCAUUAUGGCAACCUCGAUCCUGAUACUGCGGAUACUGGAGAAGGAGUUUGGCUUCAAGACCAGCGAGCGCGUCGACAUCACACUGGGCCACUCGCUCGGCGAAUUCGCAGCCCUAGUAGCAGGCGGCUACCUCACCUUCCACGACGCCCUAAAAAUGGUCCGCCGACGAGCCGAAGUAAUGAGCAAAUGCAGCCAAGAAGCCGUCGCAGAAGAAGGCGGCGAGUUCGGCAUGGUGGCCCUCGUCUGCGAAUCCGAAGAGCACAUGCAAUCCCUCAUCAACGGCAUCCACGAGUUCCUCGCCCUAGGCUCCAAAGCCGAUUCCCACGACCACCUCCCCGCCGUCCAGCAAGUCGCCAUCGCAAACCUCAAUUCGAAGAACCAGAUUGUUCUGAGUGGCAGUAUAACACGCAUCAGCACGCUCCUGACCAACCUCCGCCAAUUCGGCGGCCACGACCCCCGCCAUGUACGACUUAAAUCUGACGCACCUUUCCACAGCCUCCUCAUGAAACCUGCGGCCGAAACAAUGAAACGCAUCCUGCAUAAGCCCACGGAAGACGGCCGCGAUAUUAUAACGUGGCCGGGCAUCAUGCCCUGCAUCUCAAAUGUGUCCGGCAAGCCCUUCCAGGAUAAAGAGCAGUUGAAAGACUUGCUAGCAAGGAGUUGUGUGGAGACGGUGCAGUGGUGGAAGAGCGUCAAAUACCUGCAUGAGCAAGAGAAGAUUAUGCGGUAUGUGGGUAUUGGACCCGGGAAAGUGGGCAGGAAUCUUGUGGGCAAGGAGGUUGGCAUGAAGGGGGCUGUUAAGGGGGGUGGGGUUUGGGGGAUUACGAGUCCGAAGGAGAUGGAGGAGGUGGUUAGGGCGUUGGAUGAUACGGAGGAUGUGGAUGGGAUUGAGGUGGAGUGA